AUGGAGAUAGUUACCAAAUAUGGCAAACACGUUGUUCGAAUGCUCGACCUUUCUUCUGUCCGCCAUUUUGAGUUCAGCGAAAGUUGGCGAGAGAAAAAUCCAGAUUUUCAACCAAAAAUGGGUGUUGAUGUUGCAACUACUACACCAGGCGAUGGUAAAUAGUUCAUUAUAUAGUCCAUAAGUCAAAUAUUGCCGUUAUUUAGUUGCCUAUUUUGUUGCAUGCUAUAAAACAUGUAGAAAGACUAAAUAGCAUUAUAACAGUUUUUUAUAUAUAAAUACCAUCCGGGGGUCAUGACAUAAUUUUCUUAAUUUUGUUUCAGGAAAAACAUAUGCCAAGACAGGGCAGACAGUUGUUGUGCAUUAUACCGGUAUUAAUGUAAAUAUUGUAGAUUCAAAAAUGUUAAAACAGUAUACAGAUUGUUACAUUUUGUGUUACAGUUUUGACUUCCUGUACAAAUAAAGUGUUGCAAUUUGAUUAUUAGCCAUGGGUCGAAUUCCGACACUGUUCCCCAGAGCUUUUUGUCCGAUACAGUAAUACAACAUUCGUAGUUGUUUGGACAAUAAUUUUGCCUGAACCUUGCCUGAACCUUGCCCGCACCCCAGACUGUAAAGUAUUAUUUUUGCGUGGGGAACUUUUCCGUCGUAUUAAAAUGGCAGAACAUUUGAGAAUGGUAGCAUAACUUCCAUUUCCUUCAUGUAAGCUGCCACCAAGGUUGGCGUCAAGUGGCGAAAAUUAAAAAAUUUGCAGUAUCUAGAUCGUAUGAAAUGGCAUUUUCAUAGUUUUCUCUACCACUUUUCGCAAGGCCCGACAUGUAAAAGUAAAUCAUUCAAAAAUAAAUCAUUAGUUCAUCAGAAAUAUGCAGAUUUUGUAGGAUUUUGUUGAAAAUGUGUGGACAGAAAUUCAGCUAAAAUUUCUCCUGUGCAAACUUUACAGUAUGGCCCGCACCUAACUAAUGACAUUUGUAUCAUGUCAUCCUGAAAGCGAUGAAACUGAUAUCGCCACAUCCCGAUUAUGAUAACCUAUUUAUUAUAUACUUGUGCCUUUAGUAGGGUCAAAAUUUAUUCAAAAUUGCUUCCCCAAUGCAGCAAAUAUUAAAAUAGCAGAACAAAAAGAGAUAUCAGUGACAAAAAAACUAUAUGUCACCCUGUUAUCACCCUCGUAAAGGCACAAGUGUGUGCUAACUUAAUUAUGAGAAAAUUUAGUUUUGCCUGCAAUGAACAGCAAACUCUAUUAUACUGUGCAGUAAAUUGUUUUAUAGUACUAUUUAAUAUAUUAAUAUAAUUUUCCCUGUUGGCUGUCCAGGUACGUUGACCAAUGGCAAAAAGUUUGAUUCAUCUCGGGACCGAGGGCGCCCAUUUAAAUUUAAAAUUGGAGAGGGACAAGUCAUUAAAGGUACGGUUUGUGAAAUUACCCAUUUGAAAUUUGGCGAAAUAUUACCCAAAGUGAUGAGGGUACUAUUUCACCAAAUCUCCUGAGCAGAGGGUCUAUAUUAUUAGGGAUGUGCCGGAUACUGUUUUGCCGGAUACCGGAUAGUAGUCUACCGGAUAUCGAUCAGGAGAAAAUAAUGACCGGAUACCGGAUAAUAACCGGAUACCAGAUAAUAACCAGAUACUCCCAUACAAUAAUUUAUUAUAGCUUAAUUAACUAGUCUAAUGUGGCAAUGUGUUUAAUACACAUUUUUUGUCUCUUUGACCUAUUUGUCUUUACCAAGGCCAUAUCCUAUGAUUCACCUUACAUUGUUGCUGUGGAGCAAGCGAGCCUGAAGCGAGCGAGCGUAGCAGCAGCCUAAUAUGUGCAGAGAGGGGGUUUUGAACUAAAUUUUAUUUAGCACAUGGAAAUGUGGUUGUGCGCGCUUUCUAUGUGCAGAACACAAAUUUUAAACUCGCUCGAGUCUUCGAAUUUUUAUCGAAUUUCUAAAGCUUUUUCAAGUCUAAUGUUACGCUUACAUUUGUUUUGGACUUUGGCCACUGUCAGUUCUAUAUUUUUUAACAUUUUGGUUUCUUAGUGUGAUAAAUCUGUGUAUAUAGUCUAUAUAAUGUGGUAAAUGCGCCUAGCAGUAAACAGACUUGAUAUGAAAUCUGCUCUUAAUUUACCUGUAAUUGUCAAUGAGAUGCACAUUUUUAAUAUCUGUCACCUCUGAUUGCCCUUUAACCCCUGGUCUUUGCUACUGCAAUAUAUAUUGCUUCUUCUCACAGUUCCAUUCACAGCUCACUAGUCGCUGCGAGUUAUCACUGUGCUUGAUAUAAUUUGUGCUGUUUACUGUAGUUCUAUUUGCUUUUAAUGCCCGCAGCAAUCCCUACCUUGCAGGUACCCUAGUUUACUGGUAUUCAGUAUAUAAAAUUCACUGCUCUUGGUGAACGAGCAGUUCACAUCACCAUCACGAAAAAAAAUAUGUCGUAAUUUUGUCGUAACGCAGCGCACGCUCAGUAAUUGUUUGUGUUUCACAAUUUGUAAACGCCAAGUAAACUUUUCCGUUUCAUGAUUGUAAGAAAAUAUCUUACAGUACUAUCCGGUAAACAUCCAGCAAAUUUAUACUGGAUACCGGAUAGUGCCGGAUGUCUAAAUUGGGUCAUUCCAGAAAACAUCCAUAACACCCCCAUGGAGGAAAUAGGAAGUUAACCCCCCUACCCCUUCGGAUGUCCUAAUACAUUUACUAUUAUCAGAAACAAUUUUUUCUCCCCUCCCUCUCCGGACGGCAUAAAUUUCCUCCGUGGGGGGAGUAUGGAUCUUUUCUGGAACGACCCGGAUACCGGUAUCCGGCACAUCCCUAACAAAAGUGUUUUGCAAGUCGAGAUUGUUGUCUCAUGCGGAGAUUGAGGUUUACCACAAUGUGUGGCACCAUAUGUUCUCUGAAAUCUACAUAUGCAGGACGUUUUAUAUUUGACUUGCACAGGAAAUUUUUAUUUUUGGAUUUUGCUGCCAAGAAGAGAAAUAUAUUUUCUAGGCCUAAAUUGGUGGGCAUUAAUCAAAUAAGGGUUAUAAUGAAUAAUGUUUAACCCAUUAAGCGCCAGCGCUCUCCCCUUGAUGAGUAAAAUCGUCUGGCGUUAGACAGAGUAAAAUACUAAAGUAGGGUGCAUCAGGGUGCAUGAAAUGCGACUCAAUGGGUUAACUAGACACAUGGGCAGAUAGGCCAGUUAACCCAUUAAGCGCUAGCGCUCUCCCCUUGACGAGUAAAAUCGUCUGGCGUUAGACAGAGUUUUACUAAAGUAGGGUGCAUCAGGGUGCAAUGCGACUCAAUGGUUAAUUAAACUUCCUGUAAUUAUUUUAGGUUGGGAUGAAGGUGUUGCCAAGGUAAUGAAGUACAUUAAUUGUCGAAAAACAGCUAGCAAGUUAUUCUUUUUGUCAGGAUGAGAUUGCAUGUAGUAUAUCUUGAUAUAUUAAUUUAACAAACUUGUGUUUUCUACAUGUCAUAUACUUUCAGAUGAGUGUUGGUGAGCGUGCUACACUCACAUGUUCUUGUGACUAUGCUUAUGGUGAAAGGGGCCAUCCUGGUGUAUAUCCUUUGAAUUCUAAUUUAAAAAUAGUAAUAAUAAUUAAAACUUAUAUAGCACAAAUUAAACUAAUUAGCCAUUCUGAAGUUAAUGAGAGGACUGGGGAUGAGUGUUAAAAAGUGCCCAAAUUACGAAAUGAACCAAAUCACUAAAAAGACCACCUCAAAAUUAGUAAGUAUACAAAGUUUGAAGACGUUUACAUGAGUAGCUUUCAAAUAAUGAGCUUUCGAAAAUUGGGAUAUUUACUAUGAAAUGUACUGUAAUUUUUGUUUUUGGGGACGCGCAUCCCCAAAACAGCCUUUUAAUCAGUAAUUUCACAAAGGGUAUUUAUGUAAACGUCUUCAAACUUUGUAUACUGACUAAUUUUGAGGUGGUCUUUUUAGUGAUUUGGUUCAUUUCUAAUUUGGGCACUUUUUAACACUCGUCCCCAGUCCACUCAUCAACUUCAGAAUGGCUAAUAUAGUGUAAAAUAGGAAUAGAGCCUCAAAUAGAGGUCGGAUGUAUCCGACAUUUUCUGACCAAAUUUGAAUGUUUCCAAUCAAUUUUCAGUUUGGUCAGACAUGUUGCUCAAAUUUACUGUAUGCUAAUAUGUUACCAUUUUGCCAACUUUAAGCUCUGUUAACUCAAAAUGAACUUGAGAAAUAGAACUACUUGCUUAGAUGUGUUAUAUAUACUUUAAGUUGCAUUGCACGCUAAUGCACUCUACUUCUGUCUAGCACAAGACAUUUUUACUCCUAGUGCAAAGUGGGUUAAAUGGAGUGAGACCAUUAUGGUAUUUUGAGAAUAGAAAUUUCAGGGGGGGGGGACCCAUAAACAAAGCCAUAGUUUUCUCUAUUUCAAACACUGAAAUCCCUUUGUGCAAUGAAAGGUGUAGGAUGUCUUAGAAGUGAGCAAUAUGAUAGUUUGCUGUAUUAUAUGUAGUCAACCAUUUUACAAUGUUUGCCUUAACUUUGUUCACCAUCCCGCCCAAUGCGACUUUGGUAUUUGAUGUUGAAUUGCUCAGAUUAGAGUAAUCUAUUGAAACCACAUUUUUGACACUGAAUCACUGAAUGACACAAAAUGACCGAAGGUUUACCAUAUACUACUGCUGCAUGUAAUCUACUGUGGCCAUUGCAAUCACUUCAUUUGGAAGACACAAACAAUAACUUUAUUAUAAUGCAAUUAUGAAUAUCACAAUUUUUUUAUCCAGUUUAAAACAAUUGAAGCUGCUACUCUAUUUUGAUUAAUAAUAAACUUCAUAUUUUUUGGUGUUCGUUAGUUUAACAUAAUUAUAUACAAGCAAUUUUCACAACAGCACGAGCGAUUGUAGUUUUAUAAUUAACACAACUUGAAAGCAAAUCUUAUAAACAGUUAAUUGUGAAAUGAAUUCCCAUUCAAAUUACUGCAAGUACAAUCACAUGAACGAACCCUGAAUGGUUCUGACAAGUGUUUGUCUUGCCUUGUUAAAAUCUUAAGUGCAGACAUAUUGUGGUAACCUGACAUUUCGUUUGCCCCCCCCCCAACUAAUUUUGAAAAGCCUGUAUCCACUUUCCGGGGGAGAUAACCUUCAAACUUUUGCAGUGUUUGCAUAAGUCUAUUGUUGUUUGCACAUACUUUCUAUUGCUCUUGGCAUGGUAGGAGAGAGGGCAUUUUUCACAACUUUUGCACAUACAUGCUAUACUAAAUGGUGACCAAGUGAAUUGACCUAUUUGAAUAUUCAUAAUUUUACAAAGUUGCUUAGAAUAUAACCUAUUCUUAAUUCUGUAUUAUACACAUGUAUAACUGACACAUUAUGUCCUAAAUUCUUGUGAUAUAUAUACAGGGUGUCUCAAAAAAGAGUGACCCUUUAGAAAUCGCCCUUUAUUUGCAAACAGCCAAACUUCAUUGCCUCUGGGAGUUUACAAUGCAAAAUUCGAUUCAAUUGUGUUUAUAUGCACCUAUGGGUGUAGGACUCAAGCAUUCAAAUUAUAACAAUACUUAACCUAUUGAGUUGCAUUGUGCCCUGAUGCACCCUACUUUGUUAUUUUACUCUUGUCUAACACCAGACAAUUUUACUCGUCAAGGGCAGAGUGCUGGCACUUAAUGGGUUAAGAUGAAUUUCUAAAAAUUCACUUUUUUAGAAACCCUGUAUAACUAACACACUGUCCUAAAUUCUUGCGGUUUAAUUAAACAGCAUUUACUAAACGCUAUUGGUAAAGCAAGUAUCGCAGGAUUGGUUUAGGCAACGGCAGUUUUAAAUUGACCACAUUCUGUAAAUUCUUUGCACCAAGCAGUUGUCGUAUGGACGUUCUACACUGGGAUUGAAGUGUUCUUGGGUUG
Molecule: messenger RNA, 5790 nt
Organism: Paramuricea clavata
Lineage: Eukaryota; Metazoa; Cnidaria; Anthozoa; Malacalcyonacea; Plexauridae
Source: the annotation of a GenBank genome assembly